AUGGGCGAGACCACAAACGACGCUGUUUACACCGAUGCCGAAAGAAGAUUUAAGGAAUUGGAAGACAUGACCAAGAGACUGAGCGAAGAGUCCAAACGGUACCACAAGGCCGUUAAUGAUAUGCUGGAUAGACAGCUUGGGUUUUCCAAGUCGAUUGAGGAGAUCUUCAAGCCUAUCAGCGGAAAGUUGUCCGAUCCUAAUUCUGCUAUUCCAGAAGGCAAUCCUGAGGGAAUUGAAGCUUGUGUUCAAUACAGAGACGUUGUCCAGGAAUUGAAAGAGACUUUGAAGCCAGAUUUGGAAUUGAUCGAGUCGAGAAUCGUGGGCCCGGCUACGGAGUUGCUUCAGAUCAUUCAGGCUAUCCGGAAGAUGGCCACUAAGAGAAACCACAAGCAAUUGGAUCUCGACAGACACCAGAACUCGCUGAAGAAAGCCCAACAAAGAGCAGAAAAGAAUGAAAAGGCUGAGGAGAAGGUUUACAAGUACGAAAACGAGGUGGCCAUUGCGCAACAAGAGUUUGACUACUAUAAUGAAAUGCUCAAGACGGAACUCCCAAUUCUGUUCCAUUUGGAAGGUGAAUUUAUCAAGCCUUUGUUUGUCAGUUUGUACUUCAUGCAACUGAACGUCUUCUACACUCUGUCGUCCAGAAUGGAGGAGAUGAAAAUUCCUUAUUUUGAUUUGAACUCGGAUAUUCUGGAAGCCUUCACAAUCAAGAGAGGUGACGUUGAAGAGAGAGCAGAAGCCAUUGGCCUUACACAUUUCAAGAUCGGACACGCCAAGUCCAAGCUGGAGGCAACUAAGAGAAGAUAUGCUACUCAGCAAGAUGUUGGGUCUCCAACCAGUGCAUAUGGCCAGACUUCACCAGCACCGGCAUAUGGCCAGGCGUCCCCGGCACCAGCCUACGGCCAAACAUCUCCAGCGCCAACAUAUGGACAGACUUAUUCAAGUCCAUCCUACGGACAGGCCGCUCCGGCUUACUCUCCGGCUUCUCCAUCUUAUGGUCAAACCCCGCCUGCUACAACCUCGACUAAUGGCUAUCCACAAGACGUGAAGACCCCAUACGGCGCUCCACAACAAACUGCAUCGUAUGGCUACGCGUCCCCAACCUCUUACAAUUCUCCAGCCUCCCCCGGCGUUCCUGUGGCAUCACCAACGGCACAAACAUGUACUGCUUUGUACGAUUACGCAGCACAGGCUCAGGGCGAUCUGAGUUUCUCUGCCGGACAAGUCAUUACUAUUGUUCAGAAAUCCGAUAACCAAAAUGAUUGGUGGACCGGUUCGCUGAAUGGUGUUACUGGUGUUUUCCCAGGAAACUAUGUCCAGCUCAACUGA
Molecule: messenger RNA, 1329 nt
Organism: Ogataea philodendri
Lineage: Eukaryota; Fungi; Ascomycota; Pichiomycetes; Pichiales; Pichiaceae
Exons: 1
Coding region: 1-1329 (442 amino acids)
Biological process (GO): endocytosis; plasma membrane tubulation; actin cortical patch localization
Cellular component (GO): mating projection tip; Rvs161p-Rvs167p complex; medial cortex
Molecular function (GO): lipid binding; protein binding
Source: RefSeq, a predicted model, not a curated record